Molecule: messenger RNA, 789 nt
Organism: Gamsiella multidivaricata
Lineage: Eukaryota; Fungi; Mortierellomycota; Mortierellomycetes; Mortierellales; Mortierellaceae
Product: actin-related protein 2/3 complex subunit 3
Exons: 4
Coding region: 124-645 (173 amino acids)
Biological process (GO): Arp2/3 complex-mediated actin nucleation; regulation of actin filament polymerization
Cellular component (GO): cytoskeleton; Arp2/3 protein complex
Molecular function (GO): actin filament binding
Source: RefSeq, a predicted model, not a curated record
UGCCCUUCUCCUUACUAUUCUCUCUCAUCACUAACUGUUCUAGUCUUUCUUCAUUCCUCACUUCCUCUUUAUCGCCUCUAAACACCCUGUGCAGCAUCUACACGGCAACAACACUAGUACAUCAUGCCUGCAUACCACUCUGCGUUCAACGAAGUAUCAGACCUCCGCUCUGUGGGAGGUAUGGGCCUUUUGCCAAUCAAGACUCGCAUCCGUGGACCUGCCCCUAUUGCCGACCCCAAUGAUGAGGAUAUCAUUGAUGAAGCCCUCAACUUGUUCCGCGCCAACGUCCUGUUCAGGAACUUCGAAAUCAAAGGCGAUGCAGACCGUGUUUUGAUCUACCUCAUCCUUUUCAUCACAGAGUGCCUGGGCAAGUUGGCAAGAAGCCCUUCCUUGAGAGAGGCGGAGAAGAUCCUCGGCACAUUGGCAUUGAGCAACUUUGCCAUCCCUGGAGAUGCGACUUUCCCUCUCAAUGCACUUUACCCAGCCCCUAGCAACAAGAUGGAUGCCGACCUUCUGCGCCAGUAUUUGUCUCAAUUGCGCCAAGAGAUGGCUGUGCGACUCCCCAACCGUAUUUAUGAGAACGAUAAGCCAGGAAAAUGGUGGAUGUGCUUCCAGAAGAGAAAAUUCAUGAACAAGUCGUUGUAAUGGGAUAUGCCAAGGAAGGAACUCAGCCGGGACCUCCAGUAGAAUGUCGUUGAAGCCAUUUUGAAAAGAAUACAAUAAACGGAGGCUAUCGUCGCGCAAAACAAAAAUAAAGGCACAUUCUGAGCCUCUCUUUGUUCGAUGCAA